GGCCCGGUCGCAGCAGCAGCAGCCGCCGCAGCAGCAAGCUCAUGAGGGAUGGUUUGUUUUUCUACUUAGUUCGACGCGACCAUUCAGCAGGAGUACAUGUGCCGAGCGGAUUAACAUUAAUUAUCAUUUUUAUUGUUGUUUGUUUAAUUAAAGCAACACACCAUACCGUACGGGGCAGUUUUCUGCGCGCAAAACGCUAAAACCGAGUGUGUGUGCCCCCCCCUGCAAACAGUGUCAGUGGCCACAGUUCGUUCGUUUGUUGUUGUGUGUUUUAAGCGGGGUUGUCUGCUCUCCCGGCAAGGAAAGGAAGUAGGCAGUAACAAGGGCCACUUUUCACGACGGUUUCGUGCCGUGGGUCCGUGCGAACGCGCUGCUCAGUUUCGCCGUCUGCGCGCCCAGUGAGAAAGGCUGCCAGCGUGUGCUCUCGUGCGUGAGCGUUUCGUGAACGUUGUAGCGUGGUGUCUCGUAAAGCUCCUCCAAGCCAACCUUCGGGACCCUUAGUGCGUGCGUGCUCUGAACGCGGUGUGAGAGAGAAAAAAAAAUUGCCACAAAAAAAAAGGCCCCACAGUGAGCAGUUGAACCAUUGCUGUUGAAGUCGUCGAAGGCGACGAACGCACCCUUGAAUGAUCCUCCGUGCGUGCGUGUGUGUGCUCCGUUAGUGUCCCCACCGUGAGUGAGUGAGUGUACGUGUGCUUGUACCCGUGUGCCCGUGUGUGUGUGUGUUUAUGUGCACGUGUAAGUGUGGUGAGUGUGGCACGGUUUGGUGCCUCACCGAGUCGAGAGGAAUUGCUGGACGGCGACGACAGCGUGCGUUCGGUCGUGCAGGAAACCAGACGUCCGAGCGUGACUAGCGCGAUACCCAGCAGCAACACACAUAUCCGCGCGAACCAGGUGGCAGACACAUGCUCAUCUAGCCCUGCCAAGCAGAUAAAACACGCGUUCCACAAUCAAUUCAACCAACCUUGGGCAGCAGGCGCGCAACCUCGAAAGGGAGCAAACGUCCGGAAAGCAGCCCGACAAGUCCUGAGGCCUGAAACGGUGCCACAAAAAGCAUUCAGUUAAAGCAACACAGUCAACGCGGACACCUUGCUUCCUCUUCGUGUGCGUACAGUGGUUUAUCGAUGUUGCAGUGAACUUAGCGUGCGCCGGUGUUUGUUCCAUCUUGCAUCCAAUGCUGGAUCGGCUAACUUUUCCGCGAGUGCUUACGCUGGUGCUUAUGAUAACAAUCGGUGCUUAAGUGUGCGCGUGUGUCUUCGUGUGUGUGUGUGUGUUCCUGUGGGUCAGCAAGAGCGGUGUCGGCAAGACACCCGCUGCCUGUCACCCGGACACAGGUGUUGAGGGGGUUUUGGAGUGCUUCCGAACGCCAACCCGCCACGCUUACGAUCCAAUCAACAUACACUACUAUCAAAGUGCCAUCACAGCGACGCUGCCUAAAGGCUUAGACGCAGCGCAACGACCGGAGAGCGAACAGCCCGUUACCGAACGCGUUACCGCGAACGCCGGCACCGUGAGCAGCUACGCGCACCAGUACGCGUCAGUUGGGGGUCGCUACUGUCAACAACACCCAUCCACCGUGGCGCUCCACUCGACCGAGGCCCUGAUGGCCGGCUUCCUCAAGUCGUCCGAUCUCGGGCCGCACCCGCACGGGUACGGGUCCGCCCACCAUCCGCACCAUGCGCAUCCGCAUGGACCUUUACCGCCCGGAAUGCCUAUGACAUCGUUAGCCCCGUUCGGUCUUCCCCACGGGCUAGAUGCUGUAGGAUUUCCGCAAGGUAUGUGGGGUGUGAACCCGCGAAAACAGCGCCGCGAACGGACCACCUUCACCCGGGCCCAGCUGGACGUGCUGGAGGCCCUGUUCGGCAAGACACGCUAUCCGGACAUUUUCAUGCGCGAGGAGGUGGCACUCAAGAUCAAUCUUCCUGAAUCACGAGUACAGGUAUGGUUCAAGAAUCGGCGUGCCAAGUGCCGGCAGCAGCUCCAGCACCAGUCCUCUUCGAAUCUCAACAGCAGCAAAUCGUCCGGCGGCGGUUCGACCGGCUCGGCGCGUUCGGGCCAGUCCGGCGGCAACAGCGGACCGUCCGGCAGCCAGUCCGGCUCGUCCGGCGGCACCGGCAGCAACAAUGGCAGCCACGGCGGCACCAAAAGCUCGAUAGUGAACGCCAACAACAAGCCGACGAUCAAGCACACGCCGAUGAACAACAGCCACAACGGUAGCGGGCCCGGCACGGGCAGCAAUGGCGGCGGCGGUGCGGGCAGCCAGUCGAACCCGGCCGGCCCCAGCCAUAACGGGCCGCUCGGGCUGAGCCACAGCAACGCGUCACCGAUACUGCCGAUCACACCGUCGACCUCCGUCAGUCCGCCGAUCAACGUGAUCUGCAAGAAGGAGCAACCCUCGUCCUACCAUCACGGGCCGGCCGGUGGCGGCGGCGGCGGCGGCGGCAACGAGCCCUCUGGCAUGAAGCCGACCGGGUACGACCUGCUGAAGGACUCGGAGCUCAACCUAGCGCACCAUUCGUCCUCCGCCUACGUCAACAUCAACACGCGGCUAGGGCAGUCGCUCAGCUCGGUCGGCGGCGGCGUCGGCGGCGGCGGCGGCGGCGUGGGCAGCGGCGGCGUGGGCGUUGGCGGCAACGGCAACGGGGGGCUCGGCGGCGUCGGCGUCGGGGUGGGUGGCGGGCUCGGCAACGGCCCGUCCGCCGGCAAUCUCACGCCGCUCGGCUCGAACUCCUCCAUCAUGACGACGCCGUCGCCCCCGAUCACGCCCCAGACGUCCCACAAUCCGCUGUCGUACGUGCCGAACCACGAGACGUACAACUUCUGGCACAACCAGUACCAGCAGUACCCGAACAACUACAACACGCCGUCCUACUACAGCCAGAUGGACUACUUCCAGAACCAGAACCAGGGCAACUACAACAUGGGCCACACCGGCUACACCACCUCCGCCAACUUCGGGCUCGCGUCCACGUCCGCGCUCGCCGGCCCGAUGGGCACGCAAACGUUCAGCCCGAACGGGCUCGACUACAUGAACCCGCAGGACAAGUACGUCAACAUGGUGUAAGCGGGCUGGCUGGACAGGCAGCGACGACGAGCGACGAUCACAUCCCAUAUCACACAAUCCCUCACAUAAAAGGACUGGUCACUGAGGAACACACACACACACACACACCGCGGCGACGGAGGAUACCUGUACCGGCGGCUCUACUAGCUUCAACACACGCCACACACACCCACACACACACUCUUGAAGAGUGGAAUACACGCAGCACGCAGGCAUCUGCCACUGCCGGUGAGCUAACACGAGCAGAUCAUAUCAAAACCG
Messenger RNA from Anopheles gambiae (African malaria mosquito), 3322 nucleotides. Its product is annotated as homeotic protein ocelliless. Lineage: Eukaryota; Metazoa; Arthropoda; Insecta; Diptera; Culicidae. Gene Ontology annotation, biological process: regulation of transcription by RNA polymerase II. Gene Ontology annotation, cellular component: nucleus. The coding region runs from base 1601 to 3061 and encodes 486 amino acids. The record is from RefSeq and is a predicted model, not a curated record. Gene Ontology annotation, molecular function: RNA polymerase II cis-regulatory region sequence-specific DNA binding; DNA-binding transcription factor activity, RNA polymerase II-specific. The transcript has 4 exons.